AUGGAAGAAGCAGCGAACUCGUAUGUCUUGGGUCGCAAUCCUGCUCCCGUAACGGAUGCGACAGAGCCGACACGGGGCGAGGGCGGUCAAGCGAGCAAGAGGCGCAGAUUCAAUGACUCUGCAGCUGACGAGACCGUGUCCGGGACUUCAGAGGGGUAUGAUCAGUGGAAUGGGGAUGCCCAGCGCGUGCUGGGCCGCAAGACUUUCACGUCAACUGCAGACCAGCCGUCUUUCACCUCACGAGCCGACUUUGGCCACGCGGCUGUAGCGUCCACAGAGUCGUCGCAUCCCAAAGGCGAUUCGCAGUGGGCGCCGCCCGAGUCGGCAUACCCCGAGUUGGCAGGUUACCAGCAACAGCCUUAUUUCUAUCAGCAGACCUCCAAUCCGGCUGCGUAUACAUCGUCCUGGCCACAACGCGGAUCCCAGCCAUACGAAGCAACCGGAACCUCUACCAGCUAUUCCGUUGGAGAGCAGACCGCUGCUACAGCGAUGCCCUAUUUUCCACCACGACCGUCUGUCCAAUCCGGGUCGACCACCGAGACUGGUGAUGAUGCCGCGGCUCUCAGCUAUUCCGAUCUGGAGCAUGCAACCCAGUACGCGUACUCGAAGCCAAGCGCAUUGGUGACGGCAGCGCAGCGUGAAGCUGCCAAACAGAGCUCGGCCUUCUACUUCGAUGAUGCAAGUAUGCACUUGAAGAUUCAAAGCUUGCCGAUUCUAGAUAACCUUGCGACUCAGCUGGUACACACGAUUUCAAAAGCCAGCUAUCACCAAAUACAGGACUUGAUGCGAGGGGCGGACGCCGAAGAGAACCAAGCGUACAAAACACUGAAGAAUCUGUUUGACCAAACKCGAAAGGUGUACAGCAGAGAAACGCCUUUCAUCGACGCCAUUGCCAUUCAGAUGUUCCAGCCAAACCAGCAAGAGAUCAUCCGCAAAGCGAACAUCGCGACGUUCGUAUCGAGCAUUCUCGGUGCGCAUGAUGUGAGCUUCUUCCACCUCAAUGAGUUCUUUAUGGAGACCUUCGUCCCUCUUGGUCAUCGUUUGCUCAAAUGGCAGGGAGCAAUCUACCUCGAGCUCAAAACUCAGUCAUACAUUUCGGCAUUGAUGAACAGUGACGGAGACCCAGAGRAGAUGCUGGACGAGCUCUUUCCACAUGAUCUCGAUGCCCAAAUCCUGACGCGCCAUCCGGAUGCUCCUAGCUUAUCACCCAGCGAGAAUGAUUUCAUCGAUCGCAGUCGGGCACGCAAAAGUUAUCUACUUGCUGAGCCAGUUUCUCCAGAGAUGCUGCACGAGCUUCCAAAAAAGUAUCAGUGGACUGACUUCGUACGGGAGUUCGCAUCCUGCAUCACUAAAAACGUGKACGGCAUUAUCAACGUACCCACACCGAAAACGACGUCGGGCGGCGCUCAAGACAAUUCACCUUUCGCAAACUCCAGAGCCUCGCAAUCUGGCGCCGCUUCGGCGUCCGUGAACGGCAAGGGCGGUAGGGACGGGCCAAAUCCCAGCAAACCCCCCGCGCCAGCCUCUACUGUCAGACAACCUUGGACCAAACCCGAAGAGGAUGCCUUGCUGGCUGGGUUAGACAGGGUUAGUGGACCGCAUUGGUCACAAAUUCUCGCGCUGUACGGCCGAGGUGGCUCAGUUAGCGAAGUUCUCAAGGAUCGUAACCAGGUGCAGCUUAAGGACAAAGCUCGUAACCUCAAACUGUGGUACUUGAAGACCGGAAAGGAGGUACCUUCGGCCCUGCAAGGUGUUACAGGCGAGCUAAGAAAGAGAGGUGGAGCUCGUGCUAGGGCCGCUCUUGUAGGGGACGAUGAUCAAGCGAAUGGUGGAGACGAGUUAGCAGACGAGGGAUUGGAUCCGUCUUUGGCAGCUGGAAAGACCGGUCGAGGUUCCAAGAAGAAGAGCAAAAAUUGA
This is a messenger RNA of Ramularia collo-cygni, 1917 nucleotides long. RefSeq lists its product as uncharacterized. The record is from RefSeq and is a predicted model, not a curated record. Gene Ontology annotation, molecular function: protein homodimerization activity; double-stranded telomeric DNA binding. Gene Ontology annotation, biological process: telomere maintenance via telomere lengthening. Lineage: Eukaryota; Fungi; Ascomycota; Dothideomycetes; Mycosphaerellales; Mycosphaerellaceae. The coding region runs from base 1 to 1917 and encodes 638 amino acids. The transcript is spliced from 4 exons.